This is a messenger RNA of Lactuca sativa (garden lettuce), 378 nucleotides long. NCBI's taxonomy places the organism in Eukaryota, Viridiplantae, Streptophyta, Magnoliopsida, Asterales, Asteraceae. The record is from RefSeq and is a predicted model, not a curated record.
AUGGAUGGUGGUGGUAACGGUGGCGGUGGUAGUGAAACGGUGGUAGUGGUGUUGGGUGAUGGUAGUGGUGGUGGCGGCGACGAUAGUGUUGGUGAUGGUGGCGGAGGCGAUGGUGUUGGUGGUGGUGGUAGUGGUGGCGACGUGGUAGUGGUGGUUGUUUUAAUAGUGGUGGGUGAUGUAGUAGUGGUGGUGGGUAGUGGCGAUGGCAACUAUUGUAGUGGCGGCGGUAGAAGUAUGGUGGUGGUGGGUGAUGGCGGUGGUGGUUGUUGGUCGGUGGCGGUGGUAGCUAGUGGCGAUGACGGUGGUGGUUGUAGCGAUGGUGGUGGUAGCGGUGUUGGCAGAAGUGGUGGUGGUAGGGGUGGUGAUAAUGACGAUUGA